CCCACCACCAUCACCACCACCGCCCACCCCUCAAUAAUUGACCAUUUCUGUCGCGAGCCCGUCACGUGAAGCGCUCUCAGCGCUGUGACGUCACAGUCCACCGGGUUCUCGACGCUCGGGACAAUACAGGAUUCGCCACCCGCACCCCCCUCUCGCAGGAAUGGAACCCGUACCAGACGCCGACCCGGAGGCCGACCCGGAGGACGUCUCGCCCGGGAAGGGAGCGUCGACCUGCUGCCCGCGAUGCCACGUGGUGCACAAGUCGCUGUCUCGCUGGGUGCUGCCACCCGACAUCCGUGAGAAGUAUUUGGAGAGGGCCGACUGCCUGCCGCCGCCAAUUUUCAUCAUGCUCAUCAGCCUUCUGGAGCUGGGCGUGUUCAUCUACUACGCGGUGUGGAAACCCCAGAAGCAGUGGAUCACGCUGGACUCUGGUAUCUCCAACAGUCCCUUCAUCUACCGGCCCGACCGGCGGCAGGAGGCUUGGCGCUUCGUGUCCUACAUGCUGGUGCACGCUGGGGUGCAACACAUCGUCAACAACUUCAUCGUGCAACUGAUUCUCGGGAUUCCUCUGGAGCUGGUGCACAAGGGUCAUCGCGUGGGGCUUGUGUACCUGGCGGGGGUAGUUGCCGGCUCACUCGCCAGCUCCGUGUUCGACCCGUGUGUUCAGCUGGUCGGCGCGUCUGGCGGAGGCUACGCGCUCAUUGGGGGGUACUUCAUGAACGUCGUGGUGAAUUUUAAGGAGAUGAAGCCUCUGUUUGGAGUAUUCCGACUUCUCUUCAUCGGCAGUAUAGUGCUAUCAGAUGUCGGAGUGGCCAUUUACAGGAGAUUUAUUGCCAAAGAGAUUGCGCAACAGGUGUCGUUUGUGGCUCACAUAGCGGGCGGGCUGGCGGGCGUGUCCAUGGGCUACGUGGUGUUCACCAGCUACGACCAGAGCCUCGUGAAGGACCCUCGCUUCUGGGUGUGCCUCGUCGGCUUCGCCAUCUGCACCCUGGCCGCAGUCGCCUUCAACAUCUGGCUCUCGCCAGCCGUCGAUUGCUUCCGUUGAGGCGUCCGUCCGUCUGCCCGGCCGGACUGGCCGGCCUCCACACCACCGACCGUGUCGUGUGCGGCCACACCAAUCUGCCUUGCCAGCGAUGAACGCGGGAAAACUGCGGAGAUCCAACCUCGUCGUUAUUUAUAUGAUCCCGAGUCUCCCCCAGUGUCGUUUUGGAGUGGAAUUCAACAAUGACUUGCUUGCUCCCUGUGGUACAACUUUGAGCCGGCAAGGAUUGGUUUAUAUUUUUUUUUAUUGUUGUGAACGUAUUACUCUUUUAUACAGUAAAAGUUGGAUGGGGCCAAUAAUAAUGUAUUUUAACUAAUUUGAACUUGCAACGGUUGUUCUUUUUUUUAAUAGCUUUAACGGAGCGUAACACAAAAAUUGUAGAUAGUUCGUGAUCGACAAUUGGCUUUCACAUACAAUGUCAUUAUCAGGGGUCGGAAACCAAUAUAACAAGAGCCGUUUUUUUUUGAAUUCGGUAAAAAAAACCUCAACACUUGAACAGCCACAACGCAUGUAAAUACGCGACGGCGACCCUAACAUAAUAACGUCACGAAGCCGUCUUUAAAGAGCCGCAAUGUGGCUCUGGAGACACAGGUUGCCGAUACCCUGGUCACGAUGCAGAAUUUACGACGAUGAGCCAAGAAUGUCUGUGUGUCCCGCGCGUGACGUCACUCCACGUCGGCCAGCCCCCCUCAUUAAUAAUCAUGAACAGGUGACGUCCUCCACAUGGAUCCCUGCCCCUCAUUAAUAAUCAUGAGCAGACGACGUCACUCCACAUAUAGCACCCCUCCCCCUCACCAAUAAUGAGCAGGUGACGUCACUCCACAUCGAACAGGCCCCCACAUCAAUCUUCCAAAUGGACACCCCCUCCCAUUCAUAUUUAGUGGGUGACGUCACUCCCCCUUACAACCCUCACGACAAAGGCAGAACCCUCACGUCACGUGAUCUCCGUACUGCUGUUGAGACAUCGAAGUAAAAAGGACGUCAUGAUGAACAAGGGAUUAUAACCUUUAAAUAAAAUGUCUGUAGUCACCGCGGCCUUACAAAUUGCACACGAAUUGAUGCAAUAUCACUUCACGCUCUGCUUUUCGCUUGCAAGUUUCAGAUCUACUGAAAUACACCCGUCCUUUGAUGGGCAAAAGGCUCGUUAGUUUUGUUUGGAUGAUAUCGUGUAGGUUAUGUCAGGAAGAUUAUCAUAAAAAAAAACACUGGCAUAGCUAGACGGAUCUGACCAAAAAUGAACGAAUUAUGUAUUGUCUGUUUACAUUCUCAAUUUUUGUUUGUUACAAAGUCUUGUUUUGACACAAGUAGUGCCAUUGUCGUCGUCACUCGAAAUCGUACAAUACACGUUUUCAUUAAAA
Messenger RNA from Lethenteron reissneri (Far Eastern brook lamprey), 2400 nucleotides. Its product is annotated as rhomboid-related protein 2-like. Lineage: Eukaryota; Metazoa; Chordata; Hyperoartia; Petromyzontiformes; Petromyzontidae. The record is from RefSeq and is a predicted model, not a curated record. Gene Ontology annotation, molecular function: serine-type endopeptidase activity. Gene Ontology annotation, cellular component: membrane.